Paralichthys olivaceus (Japanese flounder) is the source of this 1211-nucleotide messenger RNA. It is a transcript of the gene tnfa, whose product is annotated as tumor necrosis factor a (TNF superfamily, member 2). Gene Ontology annotation, molecular function: tumor necrosis factor receptor binding. Gene Ontology annotation, biological process: immune response. Lineage: Eukaryota; Metazoa; Chordata; Actinopteri; Pleuronectiformes; Paralichthyidae. Gene Ontology annotation, cellular component: membrane. The record is from RefSeq and is a predicted model, not a curated record.
GCAUCACCACACAGCUGCAGCUCAGCAGGCACCUGGAGACAAAGCACCCAGCCAAGUGUUGACUUUUUACAUUUUCAAGGCAGUUGACUGUGAGCAUGGUGAAAUACACAAGUGCACCAGGUGACGUGGAGUCGGGUCUGGAGGAGAGCAGGGUGGUUCUGGUGGAGAAGAAGUCGUCCACCGACUGGAUGUGUAAGGUGCUGGGGGGCCUUUUCAUCGUGGCCCUUUGUUUAGGAGGCGUCCUGGCGUUUUCUUGGUACACGAACAAAUCUGAGAUGAUGACGCAAUCAGGCCAAACAGCGGCCCUGAGCCAGAAGGACUCCGCUGAGAAAACAGAACCCCACAACACACUGAGGCAAAUCAGCAGCAGAGCCAAGGCGGCCAUCCAUUUAGAAGGUAGAGACGAGGAAGACGAGGAGACUUCCGAAAACAAGCUGGUGUGGAAGAACGACGAAGGCCUAGCAUUCACUCAGGGCGGCUUCGAACUGGUGGACAACCACAUCAUCAUCCCACGAAGCGGCCUCUACUUCGUCUACAGCCAGGCGUCAUUCAGAGUCUCCUGCAGCAGCGACGAUGCCGACGACGGCAAGGAGGCAGCGGAAAAACACCUCACGUCCAUCAGCCACAGGGUAUGGCUCUUCACGGAGUCCCUGGGCACCCAAGUGUCCCUGAUGAGCGCGGUGAGGUCGGCGUGCCAGAAGAGUCAGGAGGACGCCUACAGAGACGGACAGGGCUGGUACAAUGCCAUCUACCUGGGCGCAGUGUUCCAGCUGAACGAAGGGGACAAGCUGUGGACGGAGACCAACAUGCUCUCGGAGCUGGAGACAGAGAGCGGCAAGACUUUCUUCGGUGUCUUUGCACUUUGAGACUUUAAACCAGAUCUAAUUUAUUACUAUUCAUCUUCAUGGUGAAAUGUUGAAAUCUCAAUUGAGACAAAACUUAAAUCCCUAUGAACUGUAACAGUUUGAAACCUUAUUUCUAAGUUAUUUAUGUUGACCUGAGAUUGUAGUAGCCCGGAGUUCCUGUGCUGGAGCAGAUGAUGACACAGCAGCGUCACUGCAGAGUUAGGGUUCAAGGAUUAUGAGGGUUAAGUACCUGACAAUAAUAUCUAAUAUGUAUUUAUUUAUAUUUAUUUAUAUUUAAAAUGGUGGGGUGAGGUGGUAACUAUUAUAUUUAUAUGUUUUUUGUUUAAUUAAAUUUGUUAAAAAAUA